Penicillium macrosclerotiorum is the source of this 858-nucleotide messenger RNA. RefSeq lists its product as uncharacterized. The transcript has a single exon. The record is from RefSeq and is a predicted model, not a curated record. Lineage: Eukaryota; Fungi; Ascomycota; Eurotiomycetes; Eurotiales; Aspergillaceae. Bases 1 to 858 code for a protein of 285 amino acids.
AUGUGGGAAGUAGGUGACUAUUUUCGCCGACCUCUUUCAUUUUGGAAUCCAACAGCCAAGAAACAAUCUCGUGAGACCGCAAUACCAACAGGGUCUGUAUGGCUCCCAGGGAUUCCAUCUUACUCUAAAUGGCGCAACAGCGCUUGUGAUUGCCUUGACAUUCUUCACUGGACGGCUAAUAGUACCAUCGCGAAGGCUGCUGGGCUGGAACACCCCACGGUCCUCCAUUUGCAUGCCUCGCGCCUUAUCCUACUUGCGCCUUUUCGGGAAAUUCGAUCUAUGGCCACAUCUCUUGCAACAGAGAAGCUUCGUUGGCAUAAACGCCAUCAAGCAAUCGAAUGGCAGUAUAUCUGGCGCUGGAUUCGACAUGAUCAAUACAAAGCUCGAUUAUCCAUGAUACAUGCCGGCGUCACCCUCUGGCAUGUCCGGCGAUACUCCACAAACUCUUUUCACGAGCCGAUGGCUGCUUUCCUCGCUGUGUUAUCCCUGUGGGCAUAUGGAUCAUGCCACGCGAAUACGCCGGAUGAGUCGAGUCCACAUACACAAGCGUCACGGACAGAAUCAUUACAGGAGCCGAGUUUUAUUCAUCUUGAUCGGCCUUGUGAUGAUGAGUUGGUCCAACUUUUCGUUCGCGAGGGCCACUCGAUGCGAGGAAACGUAACUGGCGUUGGGGACAUAUGUGCACCAGAGGGACCAGAGCGGAUUUUGCGGGUUGGCUGCGAAAUUCUGGGUAAUCUCACAGCCUGGGGAGUCUCAAAGAGAUUCAUCUCUAUUCUGACUCGGCUUGCAGAUCUCGCGUCGCGGAAUGCGGAUGGAGAACAGAGCCGCAAUGGUGGAAGAACUGCGGACGGUCGUUGA